Molecule: messenger RNA, 2109 nt
Organism: Miscanthus lutarioriparius
Lineage: Eukaryota; Viridiplantae; Streptophyta; Magnoliopsida; Poales; Poaceae
Source: the annotation of a GenBank genome assembly
AUGGAGCAAGUUGAUUGUGUGCAGGAAGGCGUCUCGACAGAGCGUGCAUUUGAGGCAGAUCCAAUCCCAUCAUUGUCAGAGACCAUAACACCACGAUCAAUAGUGGUUAGCUUUAUCCUUGGUGUUGCCCUCUGCGCCGUCGCCAUGAAGAUCAGCCUAAGCUCAGGCUUCGUCCCGUCACUCACCGUCCCAGCUGGCCUCAUCGGUUUCUACCUCAUCCGGGCAUGGUUCCGCGCUCUUGAUUGUUUUGAAUUGCCAUACCAACCAUUCACUCGCCAAGAGAAUACCGUCAUUCAGACAUGUGUUGUCGCCUUUGCUUUCUGCCAUUACAUUCAAUUGGUAUAUAUCUAUAUAAGCACCGCAUGCAAAACUUUAUUUACUAUACUCUGCCAUGUUGUUAUUCAAUUAUAUGGGUUGUUAAAUGUGUCACAUUCAUAUUUAGGAGGGUUUGGUACAUACAUCCUCGCGAUGGGCAAGAAUGCAGCAGGAGGAGACACGAGGGAUGAGAAGAAUAUUAUUGAGCCGAGCAUUGGCCGAUUGAUUGCUUUUCUCUUCCUUGUUAGUUUUUCUGGCUUGUUCAUCCUCAUGCCCUUCAGGAAGGCCAUGAUCAUUCGGCACCGGUUGACAUUCCCUAGUGGAAUGGCCACGGCACACCUUAUAAAUAGCUUCCAUACCCCUCAAGGCGUCAAUAAGGCAAGGCACUGGUUUUUCACUGCUGCAAAGGACUGUGGCUUCAAAGUAUUCCCUAUAUUUGGCCUUGAGGCGUAUAAACAUGGAUUCUAUUUCGACUUUUCCAUGUCUAAUAUUGGCAUCGGUAUGUUGUGCCCAUACAUCAUCACUGUCUCCAUGUUCAUUGGGUGUGUUAUCUCAUGGGGGAUCAUUUCACCGUACCUUGCAACGAAGGCGGGUAUCUGGUACCCUUCUAACAUUAGCUCCAGCAGCCUUAACGGCAUCAGGGGCUAUAAGGUGUUCAUCGGAGUGUCCAUGAUACUCGCUGAUGGCCUCUUCAACUUCCUAUCAAUUGUGUUAUGCACAUUGUACUCCAUGUGCCAGCGGCGCAAGCAACCAAUGCAAGGUGAUAAUGAAGUUGAUAGUGACACGCAGUUGCCAUUCCACUGCCUCAAUGCUGCUGAGCUACAAAAGACAAAAAAGAGCUUCGGUGAUCGUCGUAGGGCACAGGUGUUUUUACGGGACCAUAUAUCCAACUCGGUCAACAUUAUCUGUUACAUCCUCCUAUCGGUGGUCUCCACCAUUGCCAUACCGUACCUCUACCCGCAGAUGAAGCACAUCCAUGUUGCUCUCAUCUACCUUGUUGCACCGGUCAUUGCCUUUUGUGACGCCUAUGCAUUUGGUGUGACCGACAUGAACUUGUCGAGCACUUAUGGCAAGCUUGCUAUGGUCCUCAUCGGUUCAAGUGUUGGUCGUAACGAUGGUGGUGUGAUUGCUGGCCUCGUCUCCUGUGGGAUCGUGAUGGGGGCAAUGUCUAAUAGCAACAACCUAAUGCAAGACCUAAAGACAGGGUACUUAACGCUAACCUCACCACACGUCGUGUUCAUCAGCCAGGCAAUCGGCACAGCAUUCGGGUGCAUCAUCAACCCGGUCAUGUUCUGGAUCUUCUACAAGGUGCAAAACGGCGACGCUGACAUCUUUGACGCACCCUAUGCCCGAGUGUACCGCAGCAUCGCCAUGCUGAGCGCUGGCCAGAACGCGCUACCUAUGCACAGCUUGUGGCUCUGCAAGCUCUUCUUCGCACUAGCGCUGGUGCUUAGCAUGUUCCGAGAGGUGGCCACAUGGAAACAGUGGCGUGUGGCACAGUACAUUCCGAGCACCAUCUGCGUGGCCAUCGCCAUUGUAGUGCCGGCACGCAUACCCAUUGACAUGUUCGUGGGGAGCUUGGUGUUGUACUUAUGGAGGUGGGCCAACCCUAGCAAGGCACCGGCGUUCUCAAUGGCGGUGGCAUCAGGGAUGGUCUGUGGGGACGGGCUGGGGAUGCUACUAUCGUCGACAAUGGCACUCACACAAGUGCGGGCACCCCUUUGCAUCAAGUUCUUGUCUCGUACCGAUAAUGUAAAAUUGGACGCCUUCUUAGCUACACUGCCUAUGACAUAG